GGCGGAGGUGGGUAGCCCAGACCCGGAGAGACUGAGAAGCAGCCGGAUCCGGAGCCGAGGCCGAGCGGAUCGACCCAGUUGCAGGUUCGGAUCUUUGGGUACUCCAGGACCUGCUCUCCAGCCCCUGCUUCUGGACCCAUGGAUUCUCCAUCUAGUGUUUCUUCUUAUUCCUCCUCCUCUCUUUCUCCCUCUUUUUCCACCUCCCCAGUGAACGGUGAUUUUGGCUUCCCCUCCGAUAGUGAGAGGGAGAACAAGGGGUCCCAAGGGCCCAGGCCAGACACUGUUGGGCAGAGGGGAUGUUUCCGGCCUAGCCCGGGUCCUAUCCGCUGUAGGCAUCGUUGCAAGGUUUCCAGUAACCAACAUACAGCAUCUCAUCUGGAACAGCGGGGCUUGACUUCUCCUAUGGCAGAAUCUGGGAUCAAAAGAUCAAGAGAUGGUGAAUUGGAAACCAGUGUAAACAUCCAGGGUUGUACCACAGAGGGAGACCUGCUCUUUGCUCAGAAGUGUAAAGAGCUCCAAGGAUUCAUUCGCCCCCUCACAGAUCUACUGAAUGGGCUGAAGAUGGGUCGUUUUGAGAGAGGAUUGAGCAGUUUCCAGCAGAGUGUGGCAAUGGACAGGAUCCAGCGCAUUGUAGGUGUUUUGCAGAAGCCUCAGAUGGGGGAGCGUUAUCUAGGAACCCUGCUACAAGUAGAAGGGAUGUUGAAGACUUGGUUUCCUCAUAUAGCUGCCCAGAAGUCAUCACUGGGUGGUAGCAGGCACCAGAUGGCCAAGCAUUUUCCAAGCCACCACAGUAAUGAAACUACUUCCUCUUCUGCUCCUCCUCUGGAAAAGAUGGGCCCGACACAGCUAGGACAUUUAGUUUUUAAACCAAAGCAGCCUUGGCACCUCACAGAAUGGCCAGCUAUGAACCUCACCUGGAUCCACACCACCCCUAUUUGCAACCCCCCUCUAAGUUCCCCAGGUACCGUGUCUUUUAGCCAUGAUCCUGUAGGCACUGGGACCAGCAUUGGUGUCAUCCUUUUCGUCCAGCAUGGAGUGCAGUCCUUCACCCACUCUGCUCCUGCCACUCCAGUUCCAUCCACUACAGCAUCUACUGGUGAUCUGAAGAGACUAUCUGGAGAGGGACCUCGCUGUCACAGUUUGCCAGUAACUCUGCCAUCAGACGGGGACUGCACUGUGUCCUCUGCUGGUCUACCCACCAUGGCCAGUGAGAUGCACAAAGGACACCCAGAGGAGCAGCUGAAAAGCUGCCCUCCAGUUGUUUCUGAUGCCUGUCUCCUCAACCCCUAACCCACCCAUGCAUUUGUCCUCUGUGAUCCCCAAUUUGUGUAAAUAUAUGUACAUAUAUAGAGAUUUUUUACUUUUAAUGUGUGUGUUUGUGUUUAGAGGAGAUAAAUCCUUUCUGAUUAAAUAAAUUAUUUACCUAAA
Molecule: messenger RNA, 1428 nt
Organism: Marmota flaviventris (yellow-bellied marmot)
Lineage: Eukaryota; Metazoa; Chordata; Mammalia; Rodentia; Sciuridae
Gene: Ciart
Product: circadian associated repressor of transcription
Biological process (GO): circadian regulation of gene expression; negative regulation of DNA-templated transcription
Cellular component (GO): nucleus
Molecular function (GO): RNA polymerase II cis-regulatory region sequence-specific DNA binding
Source: RefSeq, a predicted model, not a curated record